This is a messenger RNA of Aureobasidium uvarum, 1074 nucleotides long. NCBI's taxonomy places the organism in Eukaryota, Fungi, Ascomycota, Dothideomycetes, Dothideales, Saccotheciaceae. The record is from the annotation of a GenBank genome assembly.
UUCUGUGCGGGAGAAUCGCGAGCGGAGACCGUCGCCACUUGUCAACAAAUCAAACACCUCGGAUUCAAGGGAGUCUUACUCACCUUUGCCAAAGAAACUGUUUUCGACCACCGCACCUGCACGGAACACAGUGUCGGUGAAGCAGCGCUCGAUGCCCAAGAGAAAUUUGUUCCUCUGGACCCUAAGGUGGCCCAGAACGCUGACAUCGAGACGUGGCAUCGAGGCACGCUCGAGACUAUCGACCUGCUCGANUUGACCGGUGCUGGGCCAGCCGUCACAAAAGCUUUCGCAGACCGGAGUACUUUACCGAAGCAGAUGCUCGAUGCUCUCGAUGACAUCGCAACUAAAUGCCAGCGCCGCAACAUACGUAUACUCGUGGAUGCAGAAUCUCAACGAUUCCAGUGGGGCAUAAUGGACGCAACAAUCGACCUGAUGCGAAAGUUCAAUCGAGAUGGACGGGCGCUCGUGUACAACACGUAUCAAGCCUACCUGAAGAGUACCCCUGCAACCUUGGAGAAGCACCUCACUUUGGCCAGCAACGAAGGCUUCACACUUGGUCUCAAGCUUGUGAGGGGUGCUUACAUCAACUCGGAUGAGCGAUCGCUUAUUCACGACACCAAACAAGACACGGACAACGCAUACAACAGCAUCGCUCAAGGAGCACUGAGCCAGCAGCUGGGAUCGUUUGGCUCCAAAAGUAAUCGAUCAUUCCCAUCUGUCAAUCUGUUCUUGGCCAGCCACAACAAGCAAAGUGUCUUCUCUGCCCAUGAGAUGCACCAGAGACGCUUGAAAGCUGCCAUGCCAACCGUGCCUGUCGGUUAUGCACAGUUGCAGGGAAUGUCUGACCAAGUCAGCUUCGGACUGCUCAACUUGAGGGACAACGAUGGCUCCCCACCCGAGGUAUUCAAAUGCUCAACUUGGGGAACCAUGAGCGAGUGUUUGGCUUAUCUGCUUCGAAGAGCGGUUGAGAACCAGGAUGCGGUGUCGAGAACUGGGGACGAGCUGCAAGCUUUGAGAGCAGAGUCAUGGAAAAGGAUGAAGGCUAUCUUUGUUUUUCCCACCACCAAAUAUUGA